AUGCCCGUCUUCCGCCUUCAAUUACAGAACCCAACGAACUGGGCCCUGUGGGUUGCAGAACUCAAGUUAGACCUUAGCGUCAAAGGCCCAGAAUACUGGCAAAUCCUCAGCAGCAAGCUCAAGAAACCAAGCGACAAAAAGUCUGAGCCAUACAAAGAAUGGAAAAGAAAGAACACCUACUUGAUGGAAACAAUGGGUUCCAGGAUAGAUCGGGACCUUCUGUACCACCUCAAGCAAACCAACAAUGCCGCUGACGCCUUCGCACAUUUGCGGAUACUCUGCGUCGAUUCCACACCACAUACUGAAGACAUGGAUAGCCACAUCUCCUCGGUCUUUUACCAGGCUUGGGUCAAACUUGAAUACUGCAUUGGGCAGCCACCGCAGGACUUCGUGUACGCGUGGAAUCUCCUUUCAAAGGAGGUGGAAGGGAAGCUCGCGAUCGGCGGUCAGGCGCAAUUUGAGCAGUUCAUUGUAGCUGUCUCGGCUCAUCCUUCUUCGGCCCAUUGGCUUAGCUACUUGCGUGAUGGUCCUUCUUGUAUCUUGGAAGUAACGGAUAGUUUCCUCUGUGAUUUUGUCGAGUUUGAACGAAAGAGGCUCUCUCGCCAAGGGCAGCUUCUCCGUGGCAAGAAUAGGAAAGGGAAGAAGGGUGAUGACAAGGUGUGA
Penicillium arizonense is the source of this 663-nucleotide messenger RNA. RefSeq lists its product as uncharacterized. The record is from RefSeq and is a predicted model, not a curated record. The coding region runs from base 1 to 663 and encodes 220 amino acids. The transcript has a single exon. Lineage: Eukaryota; Fungi; Ascomycota; Eurotiomycetes; Eurotiales; Aspergillaceae.